CCGGCCUUUCUGUCUGCGCAGCUCGGCGUCGCCCGCAGAGAGACGAAAGGAUAGAGGUGCCCCCUGCUGAGCGGGGCUCCAUUCGGGGGUCCUCUUCUGAUGCACCUGGAGGGAUCGAAGCGUACCUGGCCUGCACACCGGUGAAGAGGUGAUUGCUGUUGUUAUUGCUGCCUUUUCCGUUUCAUGCUCUCCAUCCCACAAAAAAGGAGCUCGGGGCAGAGUGUGCAUGGUUAUCUCCUUUGUACUCACAACAACCCUGCGAGAACCAACAGAGGCUGUUGCUGAGCUCAACAGGGGAUAGCAGACCUGCCUGGUUUUCUAGCGAUGAAGCCACCUGCUUUGGAAAGCCACUUGUCACCUGCAGGACACAUGGACCACAUUCUCCCCUCUACUGAAUUCAGGGGACUUGUGUCUUUCCUUCUGGUUUCCAGCUGAAACGCCUGAGCCUGAUUGGCUGACCCCUUGGUCAUCCAGGAAUCUGCCUCCUCCUUCCCCCCCCCUGCCCUUUUCUCCAGACAGUUUUUUCUGAGGCCUUGAAAUAAAGGAGUUGAUAGACAAGGUGGCUGCGGAAGAGGAGAGCUCAAUGGGGGGAGAGGUGAGCAGGAAGAGGUAUUCGGAAUUCAAUGCGGAGGCUGCGCAUGUGUUGGAUGAGGAGCAAAGGAGGUGGGGAAGUGGAGUUGAUCCCACAGCGGAAAACUCAGCGCCUGCUCUUGAUCAGAGCCAGGAAGAUGAACAGCAGCCACGGCGGAGAGGAACCAGCCUGGGGAAUGGAGACGGCCUCUUGCAGCAGAAUGGCACAUGGACAAAUCCUGCUCGAGGCGACUCCUCCAACAUGAACGACCCUGCUAACAUCAGUGUGGACGAACCCGUACAAAAAUUAGCCGGGAGAAAGGAGGGCCAAAGGGAUCUUCCAUUGGAUGGCUUCAAUGAAGUUUUGAUAGGAGAUCCCUCACCUGUGGUGGCCAAGUUGGUGGCAGCCCAGACGGAAGAGAGAUUUGAGUGGAGCAGCCUGGAUGGUUGGCUUAGACCCAGAGCUCAAGACAGGAUACAGUCCCUCAGCAAAGGCACCCAGACAGAAGCUACAUGGACAGACAAUGAAGAUCGACAUUAUUUCCAGCCUAGAAGAGAUCAUGAUACGGUCUACAUGUUGAAGGUGGCUGAAAGUUCUGAGAAGAUGAUUCAGCAAGGCUUGAGAGAAUUAUUUGGCGUCUUGAAGAUCCUAGUUAAUGUACCCAUCAUUUUCACAGUAGAGUUGAUCCAUUUUCUCAACAAAUCCAUAUUCCAGGAUAUCGCCAUGGUUGCGGCUAUUCGGCAGGCCGUUUUGUACCUGUCCCUGUGGACCGUCUGUGUUCUGAGCAAACCCACCGAGAAGAAAGAUCGCAUCCACCACGAGCCUCAACUCAGCGACAAGGUCCAUGAUGAUGCACAGAACUUUGACUAUGACCACGAUGCCUUCCUGGGUGCAGAUGAGGCCAAGACCUUUGACCAGCUGACGCCAGAAGAGAGCAAGGAGAGGCUGGGAAAGAUUGUAAGUAAAAUAGACGAAGACAAGGACGGGUUUGUAACUCCCGAAGAGCUAAAAGACUGGAUUAAGUUUGCCCAAAAGCGCUGGAUUUACGAGGAUGUAGAGCGUCAGUGGAAGGGGCACGACCUCAAUGAGGACGGGCUCAUUUCCUGGGAGGAGUAUAAAAAUGCCACCUACGGCUACAUCUUAGACGACCCCGACCCCGACGAUGGCUUUAACUACAAGCAGAUGAUGGUGAGAGAUGAGCGGAGGUUCAAGAUGGCCGACAAGGACGGCGACCUGAUUGCUACCAAGGAAGAGUUCACGGCUUUUCUGCAUCCUGAAGAAUACGAAUACAUGAAGGAUAUAGUUGUGCAGGAAACAAUGGAGGACAUUGACAAGAACGGGGAUGGCUUCAUUGACUUGGAAGAAUACAUAGGCGACAUGUACAGCCACGACGGCGACGCCGAAGAGCCCGAGUGGGUGAAGACGGAGCGAGAGCAAUUUGUAGAGUUCCGGGACAAGAACCGCGACGGGAAGAUGGACAAGGAGGAGACCAAGGACUGGAUCCUCCCCUCGGACUACGAUCACGCCGAGGCAGAAGCACGGCACCUCGUUUACGAGUCGGAUCAGAACAAGGAUGGCAAACUCAGCAAAGAAGAAAUUGUGGACAAGUACGACUUGUUUGUGGGCAGCCAGGCUACGGACUUUGGGGAAGCCUUAGUACGACACGACGAGUUCUAAGCCAGAGAAGAGGAAAAGAGGAAGAAAGUAAUUUAUUUUUUACGGUUUCCGGAAUAACGCGAGGAACUCUCUCACUACUGAGACUGGCAGUUUCAGGCAACAACGUGGGAAAAACGAGAAGAAACCUCUCCCGUCCUUCCUUUGCUACUUGUUCCCGUAGGGACGGGAGCUCAGUGUUUUGACAAGCAACUUUUAACUUGCAACAAAUGGGUUGUUUUGUUUUAUAGAUUUGCAUUUUGGAUUUAAUUUUUUUUGUCUAACAAGUUCUGUUUUAUUUUUGUAUUUUAUUUUUGUCCUGUGUGAGAUGAAGAAUGCAUAUCCUGAAGCAUUAGCCCUAGAGCAGCACUAGCUCCCCCUAACUGACCUCCCCCUGUGAGUGUGUGCGCCUAGCUACAAAAUCCAGUCGCAAAAUGCCAGAGAACAAGGAGGGCCAUGGAAAAGCACACGAGAAAGCUUCUAGGUUUUUUUCUAUUACUGUUUUGAACUGGAGUGAUUGCCUCCAGCCCAUCUCAAAGGGGCCUAGCGGAGAAUUUCGACAGCAGAUGCUUCCAGUUCAACCUUACUACUGUUACCCUCUUCAGCGAAAGAGAUUUUCCCACAAUGCACCUCCCACACCUGAGUUAGGAAGGUUUGCCGAAGGCUGUACGUUAUGGCACCCUUCAACAAGAGGAGUUGUGGCAUCUCUGCUUCACCCCAAGUAUUAAUUCCAGGUGCUUCUGCUGCCCCCAGGAAGCUGGCAUCAUCCAGCCCCCUUGCAGUUGGGGUAGAGCACUUUGGCCAGUGCUACUACAACCCUCCAUUCAGGGCAUUCCCCCCCCCUCUCCCGGGGACUUUGUUAUGACAGCCAAAUCACCUCCACCUUUUAUCCUCCUGGUUCAGUUUCCUGCUCGCCUGGGCCUGCCUCUGCUUAGAGCAGUGAGCAGCUGGUGCCUCAAGGACAGGGCACAGUGGGCGAAUGCUGUACGGGCAUCAAGCAGGCCAGGAGAAUAAAGUGGCAGUUGGAUGCACAUGGAAGUCCUUCAUUUUUGAAGUGCCUUUACCUUUUCUUUUUCAGAAUCAGGCUUCCCUCUCCAAAAGGAACCCCGGUGCAGAAAUGUGCAUCUCAAAGUAGAGAGGGAAUCUCUGGCCUUUAUGCAAAAUGCAUGGCAAAUUCAGCACCAGUGUGCAGUAUUAAAGACCUUCCCCAAGCAGUGUUCUGAUUUCCCGGUGGGCUUCUAAGCCCCCAGCUGCCUAGUCUGCCUGGGCGAGGGCCUUCUCCUUACCUCAAAAAAGACAAACCACACGCCCUCUCUUCUUCCUCUCGGGUGCCAAGGUGCAACGUGGGAUCUCGGCCUUUUGAAGCUGAUGCUCGUAAGAGGAUUGCUGCCACCCCUCUCUCAAGCUCCCAUUCUAGGUCCAGUUUGCUGGCUUUGCUCAUGCAGGUUUUCUGGGUCCAGCCCACCAGGAAUGGCUCCCCCCGCAAGCCCAUUAAAUGAAAAUGUGAUCAGUGCUCAGCACGAUUGCUGGGACCUGGUCCCGGGGUUUCAGGCCUGUCUUCCUCAGCCUGCUGCGCUCCAAAGGUUUUGCGUGACUGUCCCAGAGCUCUUCGUCCAAAAUGUCUGGAGGGCAGCAGGCUAAGGUAGGCUGCUUUUAUGCGCUUAAGACACCUCUCCCUGCGAGCCUCUCGAACACUAAAGGCCACCCUCUCCCUCUGGCCUGCACUAAUAGCUGUCAUAAUCAUGAGUGGUUUGGUAAAGUUCCCCGCGCCCCCAAAUUUCCUUUUGAGCCAGAAGAGCUACAAGGGUAAAAAUCUUCAAAACACUACCCACACCCGUCAAUUCCAACUAACCUCUUCUUUUUAGUUAAUAAACUUGGUACCGUGAUUAGGAAAGCAAUGUUCAUGAAACCAGGCGCUGAAAGAAUCCAGCACUCUAGCCAGGCUUUCAUCAGAUCAGUGUGCCGUGUGGCUGGGCAGCAGUCCUGAGCCUGGGCUUCCGCUCGUAACGAAACAGCAGGGCAUUCCUCAUUUCCCAGUUUCAGGAAAGGAGGUGCCUCCUGGUCAAGCAAGGUGCCGGACGCUGGGAGAACCAAACAGCCGUAGAUGACCUCAGUCCCAUUUGCUUAGCCACAGAGAAUGUAGAGGGGCAGGGAGUUAAUGAAACAUUGCUUCUCCUUGCCCAGAUGUGAAGACUUGAGUGGGGAAAGGGAGCUCUUGCCAUUGUUGGCUUCCCAGCUUCUUUGUUGAACACUAAAGAAUUGGAUUUUUCUUCCCACGCUUGCAUUUUUUUCACUCUGAAGCAAAAACCCCCUCCUCCCCCCUGCAGCCUAUGUCCCACCCACCCCUGGAAAUUCUGACCUGCAGAUUUGGCAGCAAGGAGAAGGGGUGCUUGCUUGUGUGCGCAUGCAACCUAGCUGGCCCUGUUGGUGUGACCAAUAUCGGGAGCAGGUUCCUUCGGGGACGUAUGCCUGCGGUUUCUGCUUUUUAACACUAAUGAGCCAAAGUUUCAGGGGUGCUGCUGCUGUGCAGACGUGUGCUGUAAAAAAAUAAAUAAAUUACUUCAUCCCCACUGCAGGAAAAAAAUGGUCGAAGCAGAAUUCUGUCGGCUUUCUGCCAUAUAUUAUCUUGAUUUUUGUACUCUGCCGUGUUACCUCCUUGCACAAUCUUUAUUAUCAAAGCAGAUAUGAACCUGGUGGCCACAGAAACUCGUUACUCGCAUGCCCCAAAGCUCUUCACGGUCCACCUUUUUAGGAGACGACAUUUUUUUUUUUGGUAGAGUGUAAAUGGAGUUUUAUAUAAUGUACAACAUAAAGAUGGUGUCUUAAUAAAAAUUGUUUACAUCC
Zootoca vivipara (common lizard) is the source of this 5068-nucleotide messenger RNA. Lineage: Eukaryota; Metazoa; Chordata; Lepidosauria; Squamata; Lacertidae. The record is from RefSeq and is a predicted model, not a curated record.